Molecule: messenger RNA, 1994 nt
Organism: Xenopus tropicalis (tropical clawed frog)
Lineage: Eukaryota; Metazoa; Chordata; Amphibia; Anura; Pipidae
Gene: thnsl2
Product: threonine synthase-like 2
Exons: 9
Coding region: 143-1573 (476 amino acids)
Source: RefSeq, a predicted model, not a curated record
UUGGGAGCAGAGGGCAGUGGAAGUGCAAGGAGCUGUCUCUGUGGGAUCACACUGGGACCCUAUCCAGCCGCUCAGCAUACACUGUCUGUUUAUGGUGGCACCGGUGCAGCUGACCCUCCAGGCUGACAAUCGUUGAGAAAAGAUGAAAUACACCAGCACACGUGGGGGGCUCACUGGAGUGGAUUUUGAAAAGGUGCUGUUUGCCGGUUUUGCUCCAGAUGGUGGUCUGUUUAUGCCAGAAGAAAUCCCAAAACUGGACAAGAGAACCCUGCAAACAUGGAGCUCCUAUUCCUAUAUCCAGCUGGUGAAAGAAAUAUGUUCACUCUUUAUUCCUCCAGAGUCUAUACCAAGGGCAGAACUUGAAGGUCUGAUUGACAAAGCUUUCAGUCGCUUCAGGCACAGGGAUAUCGUUCCUAUUGCCAAGCUGAAAUCUGGGUUAAACGUCAUGGAGAUGUGGCACGGGGUGACUCAUGCCUUUAAAGACCUUGCCAUGUCCUGCGUGGGGGAGUUACUGGGUUACUUCUUAAAGAGAAGCAAUAAACAUAUCACCAUCUUGGUUGCCACCUCAGGGGAUACGGGCAGCUCAGCGAUUGAAAGUGUGAGAGGAAGAGAGAAUAUCGACAUUGUAGUUCUGCUGCCUCGCGGGCGCUGCACCAGGAUCCAGGAACUGCAGAUGACAACGGUGAUUGAGGACAAUGUCCAUGUAUUCGCAGUUGAUGGAACUUCGGACGAGCUGGAUUAUCCAAUCAAAAAGCUAUUUGCCGACAGCGACUUUGUGAAAACGCAUAACAUAAUAAGCACUAAUUCUGUGAACUGGGCGAGGAUCCUGGUGCAGAUUGCCCAUUUCUUCUAUGGCUACUUGCAGUGUGUCCCACCCACAGAACUGCAGUGUCCGACUCCAGUGGAAAUUGUCGUUCCCACGGGGGGAGCUGGAAACAUCACAGCGGGGUGCAUAGCGCAGGCAAUGGGCCUUCCAAUCCGACUCGUCGCUGUUGUGAACAGGAACGAUAUCAUUCAUCGCACUGUGCAGCACGGAGAUUUCUCAUUGGGCGACACCGCAGCCACUUUGGCCUCUGCCAUGGAUAUACAGGAGCCGUACAACAUGGAGAGAAUCCUAUGGCUGUUGGCGGGUUCUGAUAGAAGUCACAUUAAAGAACUGAUGGAAGAAUUUCAGGAGAAGAAGAGGGUGAAGAUACCAGAGCAACUUCACAAAAGGAUUGCAGGCGUGAUGACAUCCUGCCGGGUAACAGAUGACAAUAUACUCGGUACCAUUGGGCGCUGCUGGGAAGAAAACCAUUACCUCCUGUGCCCUCAUUCCGCAGUAGGUGUCUAUUAUCAUUACCAGCAUAUAGACGGCAAUCAGAAAAGCCCCAGGUGCUGCUUGGCCCCGGCAUCGGCAGCCAAAUUCCAGGACGUGAUUAUGAAAGCCAACCUCACCCCCGAUAUCCCCCAAGAGAUCAAAGCCUUAGAGGAGAAGCAGACGCGGUCUCGCCACUUGGCCAGAGAGGAUGAUUGGGAGGCGGAAUUGCGGCAAACCAUCGAGAGUAUCACCCAGCGCAGACACCUGCCCUAGUCUAACAGAAAUGUGCUCUCCCUCCGCUCAGUAUCAGUAUUCUUUAUUUAGUAUCAGUAUCUACUCUGCCCCCCCCCAGCCAUAAUGAGACUGUCUGUGCCAGACUUUACUAGUGACCCCAGCAACCAGGUUCUACUAGUGACCCCAGCAACCAGGUUCUACUAGUGACCCCAGCAACCAGGUUCUACUAGUGACCCCAGCAACCAGGUUCUACUAGUGACUCCAGCAACCAGGUUCUACUAGUGACCCCAGCAACCAGGUUCUACUAGGGACUCCAGCAACCAGGUUCUACUAGUGACUCCAGCAGCCAGGUUCUACUAGUGACCCCAGCAACCAGGUUCUACUAGUGACCCCAGCAACCAGGUUCUACUAGUGACCCCAGCAACCAGGUUCUACUAGUGACCCCAGCAACCAGGUUCUA